AUGUCAUCGUUAACAGUGACAAAUACGAUAACCGAUGAACUAUUUACAACUGUAUUAAUUUCUGCUAUACCUAAAUCAUUUCGUUCAGCUGAUUUACGAAAUUAUUUUUCAUUAUUUGUUGAAACCAAAGCUUUUCGAUGUUUUCAUUUUCGUCAUCGACCAAUGCCGCCAUCAUCAACAAAUGCCGUGAGUGUCUCUCAAAUGUGUUUUGUACAAGUUUAUAAUAAACGUUUAAAUGAAUUCAUACGUCUUUAUCAUCGAAAACAUUGGAUUAAUUUAAAAGGCAAUUAUUUAUCAUCCAUAUGUCUUAUUAGUCAAGUCACCAAUGAAAAUAAUGAUGUAUCUAUAACGAAUAAUUUAAUUGAAUUAAAACCUCCUAAACAUGUUUAUCCUCAAGGUAAUGUUGGAACGCCAACUUCAUAUUUUCUUAAUGAGAUUAAUGCUUGUCGAUUACCUUCAACAACUAUUAAAAAAUUAGGACUUAUUUUUCCUAAAUGUCGUUCGAAACGAAAAUAUGGUUGUGUUGGUUUUGAUUAUGGUACAAUUAUAGAUCAAGAUGAUACUGACGAACAAGAAGAAGAUAUGGAUGAAAUGGAUUUGAGAACUGGUCAAGGUCAUGAAAUUCUCUCUGAACAAGAUAAAAAUACACUUGAUAAACUGAAUAAACAAAGAGAAGAAGCUGAUCGUGGAAAAGAUGAUACAUCAAUAUCUACUGAAGAUAAACAACUUGAUGAAGAAGAAGAUGAACUUGAAGAAUGGGAUCGACAUGAAGCACAAUAUGAUGAUGUUACAAAACAAGAUCGCACAUCGCCUUAUUUUUUUGAACAUAAAAUUGAAUUAAAAUGGGAAAAGGGUGGUAGUGGUUUAGUAUUUUAUACAGAUGAUGUUUUUUGGAAAGAACAUGAAGGACAAGAUUUUGAUAAUUUGGAUAUGGCUGAUGAUAUUGAUAUUGAUAUGCGCAUGUAUCAUGAAAGUGCAGGAUCUGCUGAUCGAGUUGGAAAUGAACUUCAGGCAAUACGUCGUGAGGAAGAUCUUCGUCAAGGUCGUUUAUCGAAUGAAACUGAUCCAGAACAUAAACGAAUUGGUGUAUUUGAAAAACAUACAAAAGGUAUUGGACGACGUCUAUUAGAGAGACAAGGAUGGCGUGAUGGUCAAGGACUUGGAUCAUCUGUGGAGGGUAUGGCUGAAGCACUUUCAGCUGAUGGUGGAAAACUAUCCAUAAAAGAUAAAACAGGAUUAGGUUAUACUGGCGAGAAGAUUGAACGAAAUCCUUACAAACGAACUGCUACUAGUAAUCGUCAACAACACGACAAUAUUCAUAUUACAACAAUUUAUGAUAAUCCUGAAGAGACCGAUCCAGCAGAACCACAUAACCGUCGAUCGGAAACAACAAGAAAUAAGAAUCGAUCACGUCAUAUUAAAAAUGUUUUUGCAAAACCAUAA
Molecule: messenger RNA, 1443 nt
Organism: Adineta steineri
Lineage: Eukaryota; Metazoa; Rotifera; Eurotatoria; Adinetida; Adinetidae
Source: the annotation of a GenBank genome assembly